CGACCUGAUUUUCCUCUUUUCUAGUAUCGGACGCCUUAUCAACCUUCAUGGGCUUUACAGGACUGGUCUCGAAUACGAUUUUACCUAUGCUGCCCACCGUUCCGAACCCAGCCCAGCGUCAACCGCUGACGUUCUCUGCGGCUGCACCCAUCUUCGUUUGUUACAUCGUUCAGGCUAUACUCGUGCAGCUUCCACGAACUCUCGCAUGGAAGUUAAUCUUCCUUUCAGUUAUGAUUUGGUCUGUUUGGCAUGCCGUUAUAGAGUAUAGUCUCUCAGCGCGGAUAGCAUAUGUGGUGGGGAGGGAGGACGUCGAGAGGUUCCGUAUUUUCGACUAUUUGUUCGUGACUGCGGUACUCAGUAUGCUCCUCCGAGUGAUCGAGUGGACAUUCGCCUCGAAACCUUACCGGCGACUCAGACUGGGCGUCAACUUGUCCGAACCGAGCUCACCAAGCGUUCGCCAACUAUUUGAAGAUGCAGUCGAUCUCGCCGGCAAUCAACGUGGCAUCGGCUGGUCAUGGUCGCGCGACCCGUUCCCAAAGGUCCCCCCUCGCUCCGUUGCAGACCUCAUCCUAUCCUUGCUCCUCAAACUGUCUAUUACUGGCGUCGCGGUCUAUUCCAUCCAGUUCACAUGCCCAGCAAUCGACCCCAAAGGCGGCACCAGCAUCUUCGACCCCUCUCUCCCUCCUUUCACCCGUUACAUCUACGCAAUCUGGACGACAUUGAUGACUGGCAUAUUCAGCUACGCCGUCAUGGAUAGUGCCUACCUCUUCGGCACUGUCACCUCAUGCCUAUUAUUCGGAAAAUCCACAUCUGAAUGGCCACCGUUCUCGGACCGUCCGUACUUAUCGACCAGUCUCGCAGAGUUUUGGGGCAAAAGGUGGCACCAAUCCCUCCGUCGCACAGUCGUCACCCUGGGCUCGAAUCCUGUCCGUCAGAUAUUCGGCAAGCCGGGCGCGGUGAUGGGUGCGUUCGUGCUGUCUGGGUUGAUCCAUGAUUGGGGGCUGUAUGGAUUGGGAAGGAGGACUGACUCGUCGGAGCCUGUGUUUGAGGUAAUUAGUCCGGUGGGGAUGUUUUUCGUCAUGAUGGGCGUUGGUGUCGUGUUGGAGGGUGUUUGGGAGGAAUGGCUUGGGUGGGGUAAGGUGGGGGGCUGGAUGGGCUGGGUGUGGACUAUGGGGUGGACAGUUUGGUGGGGGAUGGGAGCUGUCGAUGAGUGGGCAAGGAGGGGCUUGUCGGUGGCUCCUUUUCCUCAGAGAGAUCGAGAGUAG
Molecule: messenger RNA, 1265 nt
Organism: Stereum hirsutum FP-91666 SS1
Lineage: Eukaryota; Fungi; Basidiomycota; Agaricomycetes; Russulales; Stereaceae
Exons: 2
Coding region: 48-1265 (405 amino acids)
Biological process (GO): lipid metabolic process
Source: RefSeq, a predicted model, not a curated record